Penicillium brevicompactum is the source of this 2196-nucleotide messenger RNA. RefSeq names its product kinetochore-associated Ndc80 complex subunit NDC80. The transcript has 2 exons. Lineage: Eukaryota; Fungi; Ascomycota; Eurotiomycetes; Eurotiales; Aspergillaceae. Gene Ontology annotation, cellular component: Ndc80 complex. The record is from RefSeq and is a predicted model, not a curated record. Gene Ontology annotation, biological process: attachment of mitotic spindle microtubules to kinetochore. The coding region runs from base 1 to 2196 and encodes 731 amino acids.
AUGUCGCAAGAUACUGGUCUUUUCAGUAUCAAGCGCCCCCGAGAAACUCUUGGGAGUGUGCAGAACUUCUCCGCUAUUCCACAGCCCGCGUCGGCGAUGAAGCGCACCAGCUCUAUCGGAUUCAACAACCCCCCGUUCUCCUCUCAGCACCACCGAGCCUCAUUAAUGGGGCCGACAGGGCGUCCUCAGCAACCCAACUUUACGCGAAUGUCAAUUGGGGGUCCACUCGGCGCAGAUGCUGGACUAUCGUCUGUUCGACGAUCUGUGUCGAGUAACAUGUUCAAUGGAGCCAGCACGGGUCGGCAGAGCUAUGCACCGGGCUCUAUGUCGUCCAACCCAGCGCCGGUGAACGUACAGCGCAGAAGUAGCGUGUUUUCUCGGCCAUCCUCUGGAGGAGGUCCCAUGGGACAUCAAUCCUUCUUCACCCAAGUUCCCACUGUUGCGGGUGUCCCCAGAGAUCCACGUCCGCUCAGAGACCGAUCAUUCCAAGCUAGGAUUGGGCAGGAACUUCUGGAAUAUUUGACUGUGAAUGGAUUCGAGUUGGAGAUGAAGCAUACUUUGGGACAGAACACAUUGCGCUCACCCACCCAAAAGGAUUUCAACUACAUCUUCCAGUGGUUGUACCACCGAAUCGAUCCAGGUCACAAGUUCCAAAAGGCAAUGGACGCGGAAGUGCCUCCAAUUUUGAAACAGCUACGAUACCCCUAUGAGAAAGGCAUUACGAAGUCACAAAUCGCGGCCGUCGGCGGCCAAAACUGGUCCACGUUCCUCGGUAUGCUACAUUGGUUGAUGCAAUUGGCGCAAAUGAUGGAUCGUUACCAAAGUGGCGACUUUGACGACGCCUGCGCUGAGGUGGGUGUGGAUGUUACAGGUGAUCGCAUCAUCUUCCGCUUCCUGACUCAAGCCUAUCACGACUGGCUUCAAGGUGGUGAAGAUGAGGACGACGAUACUGCCGAGAAACGAUUGGUUCCACACGUCGAAAACAUGUCUCGAGAGUUCGCAUACGGCAAUGAGCGUUAUGUGCAGGAGAUGGAGGCACUAGAAGCAGAAAAUCGGGCCCUUCGAGAGCAGAUGGAAGAAGUGGAAAAGAGCGCCCCUGAUAUCGCUAAAUUGGAUAAGCACUUCCGUAUCCUCGAAGACGACAAGCGGAAGUUCGAGGACUACAACCAGAACGUCAAAGGAAAGAUCGAGAAGUAUGAGACUCGCAUCAAGUUCCUAGACGCCGAGAUUCAAAAAACCGACACCGACCUUAAUGCGACUGAGUCUGAGCGCUCCGAGCUUCAAGCAAGUGUUGACCGCCAGGGUAUCACUAUUCAAGACAUCGAUCGCAUGAACUCAGAACGAGAGCGUCUGCAGAAGAACCUGGAAGACACCGUGGCUCGUCUAGAGGAGACCCAUGCUCGUGUCAUGGAAAAAGAAGCGGAGGCCAGUCAGAAGCUGGAAGACUUGGAACAAAUCGUGAAAGCCUAUAAUACUCUCGGUUACCAAACUAGCUUGAUUCCUGCGGCGGCCGAGAAUGCCAGGGGCCAGGACUUUGAACUUGGUCUGAACAUUAACGAGAACAACUUCUCCGCUAGCCAAGUUGGAGGUCCCCCAAGUCGCAUUUCUCCCGAAGGAGAUCGCCUAUUGGCGGAACCUUUCACUGGGUACCACCCAGCGCACUUGCUCAGCCUGGACCUUCGGGGAUCCGUCCGAAAUAGCUUACAGUCUCUCCGAAAAGAGAUUAAUGAGAGGCGCAAGCAGGGGAUUGAUGAUGAUCUUGACCGGCGCAAUCUACUUGACAAUAUCAAGGAGGCAAUGGACGAGAAGCGAAGUGAGGUCGAGGCCCUGGAGCAUCGGCGCCGAGCCGCGGAGGAAGAAUUUGAACGCACGAAAGAAAUCACCACUACUCAGAAAACAGCUUCUGAUGCACAAAUUGAGAAGAUGGAGAAAGAGCUAGCCAAGAUGCGUGCGACACUCAGUGACAGUGUACAAUUGAUGGAGCAGCGUGAGAUGAACACAAACAUCGAAUGGGAGCAGCUGACUCUCCGGGCCAAUGCUCUCCGGGAAGAAUUGCACACUAAUGUCGAGACCAUGUUGAAUGAUGUGAUCCGCUUCAAAGUACAUGUGCAGAAGGGGCUCGAAGACUACGAAAGCUUUGUUGUUGACGAAGUGGAACAGGAGCUUGGUGGCGAAGAGAUGGAAGAGGAGCUAUGA